AUGUCAUGGCUGUCGACGAACGUGUGCCCAACCAAAGGCUCUUGUGAUACACUCGGCAUGAUUGCAGAUGAUGAGGAUGGCCCUUCAAGAAAGAAGCAAAAGAGCGAUGAUGACAACGCCGCAUAUGCCAGUCUGUUCGCAUCUUCAGCAAUCGUAUAUCAAUAUCCAACGACCGCCAAGACUUCGGCAUCGAACAGCUUUGCAGUUGACGAUACAUCAAUUUCAUCAAAUAGAUGCACUUCACAAGCACGAAUUGAGCCUUUGCUCGACAAAUUCUCCAAGCAACCUCCGGGAAUUGACUUGGUACAGGCGCUCACACCAGUCAUUCCAUCACCAGGGUCGCCACCCUCAUUUCACCUGUCACGACAUCCAUUGGAAAAGAAUGCAUUUCCAUCCAUUCCAUCUCCCUCGCUAUCACAACGAACACCACGCUUUGCUGUCCAAGAUGCGUUCGACGUGGAGGAGGAAAGUCCUAUCAGUCAUGAAGCUCUGACUGGUAUACUCGCAGGCGACGCACGAUCAGGCCUCGUUGGCCAUCUCAUACCCAUCUCGUCGCUUGAUCGCCACCUUUGGUACAGUCAUGGUCAGGAGCAAGCUAUUGUGAAUUUCGAACCCAUCGUUCACCGUAAUGGCGAAAUACGUUUGAGGCAAUGGGAAGAGCAAAAGAACAGGGUGCACCCUGUGGGCGGCAAGAAGGUUUUCAACCCACGAUUGGCGGCAGCCUUUGACCGACAUGGCCUUCACCAACUACUCGAGUUCGUGGGCAAGUACACUACAUGUGCAGCCAAGAUAUUAAUUGGUGGCGGUCCCAUCAAGUUUCAACGGCUACAGCAGAUGCCAGCAGUCACAGAUGAACAAACCAAAUGCCGUGUGGUCUACAUUGACUUUGUUCACAAUCCCACAGUCGCGGUUCCUCACAGUCCCAUCCCACGCAACGGGCUAUACGUCGGCGUGUCAACAGCUGGGGGGUAUUGGUGGGCACCUCUUUCUACUUAUGACAAGGCGUCAUACUACAGCAGAACUGGUCAUGUCUGGGGCGAAGCGAAGUCCAUCUUUCAUCUAUAA
This is a messenger RNA of Dissoconium aciculare CBS 342.82, 1065 nucleotides long. RefSeq lists its product as uncharacterized. Bases 1 to 1065 code for a protein of 354 amino acids. NCBI's taxonomy places the organism in Eukaryota, Fungi, Ascomycota, Dothideomycetes, Mycosphaerellales, Dissoconiaceae. The record is from RefSeq and is a predicted model, not a curated record. The transcript has 4 exons.